Messenger RNA from Benincasa hispida (wax gourd), 2566 nucleotides. RefSeq names its product scarecrow-like protein 21. The record is from RefSeq and is a predicted model, not a curated record. NCBI's taxonomy places the organism in Eukaryota, Viridiplantae, Streptophyta, Magnoliopsida, Cucurbitales, Cucurbitaceae.
CCGCCGUCAACUUCUGUCCAACCUCCGUCAUUCUCCGCGGUACUACAAUGACCUUCUCGCCGUUAACGUUAAAUCUCGUCAAAACAAUAAAAGCCCUCUCCCCUUCAACUCCAUUUUUUCAAACAUCAACCCCUACUUGUUCUUCACUAAAAUUCUUCAGAAACAAAAACACCCAAAAUUUCUUCCAUUAAUUCUUCACCAAAAACCCACUUCCGGAAUCGUAAUCUUUUCGAUUUUCUCCCCAAAUUUCAGGUUGUUUUUUGUUCUUCUGUGGGAGAUUGAUGACAACAAUUUCUUGUUAGGUUUUUGUGAAAAAAACAUUGUUGAAUCUUUUGUUUUUGUCGGGGGAUAUAAUUGUCUGCUGCAAGAGCUGAUGCUAAGUGUAUAGCAUGGACUCUCAUCAACUGUUUGGAUUUGGGGUUAGUAGAGCAGGUCUUUCAUAUACAUCUUCUUAUUCCCCUGUUCCUUCUUUACCUAGUACUUUGCUUGGACCCUUGAAAUUCAACUUAAGUAGUUCCCCGGGGUUGUCUCCGCUAUUUUCAUCGCAUUUUGAAUCGGAUUCCCUUACGACGACGACUGUGAGUGAUAGUCAGGAUCAAAGAAACUCCCCUGAUAAUCUCUCUGGACCUAGCGCUUCUUGCAAUUCGUCGUUUGAAACGAGUAGCUUUAAUCAAAUAGCCUCGCCUUAUUUGGAUCAUUGCGACGACGAGAGUCGACAAUUCUAUUCGGGGUCGAAUGUGUUUGCUUACAACGGAUGCUCGGCUGAGAACAUAAGCUACGCUUUGAAACAAUUGGAGAGUGUUCUGAUGGGGCCGGAUAAUGAGGAAGUUGUUAGCAAGCCUGAUGUUUCAUUGGAAAUGAGUGGCAGGCCACAGAUGAUGGGGCAGAGGUCCUACUCAUGGAGCCAAGAUCGACAUGGUAGGUCGUAUGUUGUUCAGUCUCAGACAUCGCCAGUGUCGAGAAGCCAGCAAUCUGAGGCAGUUCACUUGGGGAAACGGCAGAAAUCGAUGGAUGAAUCAAUGUUGAAGCAGGGAGGAUUGCCUUCGGAUAAUUUGAAGGAGUUGUUGAUUGCUUGUGCAAAAGCUUUAGCUGAAAACAGGAUGAUGGAUUUUGAUAACUUGGUAGCAACAGCAAGGGGUGCUGUGUCUAUCGGUGGAGAACCGAUCCAGCGUCUUGGCGCUUACAUGGUGGAAGGGUUGGUGGCGAGGAAAGAGGAAUCUGGAGCGAAUAUAUAUCGGGCUCUAAACUGUAGAGAGCCUGCAAGUGAUGAUUUGCUAUCUUAUAUGCAUAUGCUAUAUGAAAUCUGCCCUUAUUUGAAGUUCGGUUACAUGGCGGCGAAUGGGGCGAUUGCCGAAGCCUGUAGAAACGAAGACCGCAUCCACAUCAUAGACUUCCAGAUUACUCAGGGGACGCAGUGGUUAACUCUUCUUCAGGCACUUGCAGCAAGGCCUAGUGGGGCUCCCCAUGUGAGGAUAACUGGUAUCGAUGACCCUGUUUCUAAAUAUGCCCGUGGCGAUGGGUUGGAGGUUGUGGAGAGACGGUUGGCUGAAAUCUCAAUGAAGUAUGGAAUACCAGUGGAGUUUCAUGGAGUACCAGUUUUUGCUCUGAACAUCACGCGUGACAUGCUCGACAUCAGACCCGGGGAGGCUUUGGCUGUAAACUUCCCAUUGCAACUUCAUCAUACCCCGGACGAAAGUGUCGACGUGAACAAUCCACGUGAUGGUCUGCUGAGAAUGGUGAAGUCAUUAUCCCCAAAGGUAGUAACUUUGGUAGAGCAAGAAUCAAACACCAACACAACUCCUUUCUUCAAUAGGUUUGUGGAAACUUUAGAUUACUACUUGGCAAUCUUUGAGUCCAUUGAUGUCACUCUACCAAGGAACAACAAGAAGCGUAUCAACGUCGAGCAACAUUGUUUGGCGAAAGAUAUCGUUAAUGUCAUCGCUUGCGAGGGUAGGGAACGAGAAGAGCGCCAUGAGCUCUUCGGCAAGUGGAAAUCGAGGUUGACAAUGGCAGGAUUCCGCCAGUUCCCAUUGAGCUCUUAUGUCAACUCUGUCAUUAGGACCCUGCUCAGAUGUUAUUCGGAGCAUUACACGCUCGUUGAAAAGGAUGGAGCAAUGCUGCUGGGUUGGAAAAACAGGAACCUGAUUUCUGCAUCGGCCUGGUAUUAAGAACAUGGGAAUGCAGCAAAACGAAGACCGAGCUCAUGAGACUGGGGUAUCGGGGACUCAUCAGUGGCCUCACUCGGAUGUGGUACACAAGUGAAGCUGCUGCUAUAUCAACCAUUGAAUUGAACUGACAGACAUUCAAGUUAAUACUGUGCACAAGAUAAAUGAUGUCUGCUUUGUGUUUAUGUGUAAAAGUGUAACUGUUUUAAGGUCUUUAAAGCUUUUGGACAUAAGAAUCCGUUGUUAAGUAGUGUAAUUUUAUUUUUACAUAUUUAUUUUUUGGACUUUCAAUGGUGAAAGUUGUAGAAGAAAUAGUUGUAUUUGAAGAUGGAAUAUAUACCUUUAAAAUCAAGCAGUGUUGAUCAGGGGAAAAAAAUUAUUUGCAUCUGAUUAACAAGAAA